UUCGUUCAUUUGGUGCACGUUUCAGAAGUUCACAUUCACAAAUACCAGGAAGUAAGGCAUUCAGACUGAAAGCUUUGGUCGAUGGAAGCGAUUUUCGCGACGAGAAAAUUAAUUGGAUGCGUAGCCCUUUUUCUCACAUUGGCACCAUUUAAUUUUACUGUGUCUCUUUGUUCUCUACGGGACGCUUCCUCUCAGAAUUUAUUGCAAGUUUUCACGAGGAGUUUGGUUUUAUAGUUUUUCCCCCUGAGGUCUGCAGGUAUUUGAAAAUCUGUAAUUAACACCAGGCGAGUUGCACCCCGUUUUAACCGUCCCAUCUCGAGGAAAAAACGGGGCCGGUCCUUAACGCCGAAGCGUUUUUUUAUUUUUUUUAUCCAAUAGCACACUAAAUGCUUAGUGAUUGACAGAACGCUCAGUAUUUAGCUUUCCUGUCCCUUUACCUGGCAGAAAAAAAGAGAACUCUGCAGAGGAUUGAUGGUUUGCAGGUGGACAGGAUGAUGUCUCAAAUCUGCUUGAUGGGGACGCUGUGCUCCCUGAUGCUCCUGCCAGGUUUGCUGGAAGCCACUUCUCUGAUGAAAAUCGUGAAACAGGAAGAACCAGUUGCAGCGAUCCCUAUUGACAUCGACUCGACCCAGGCCAACGGGUUCCUGUCUCACUCCCGACCCAAACGCAACGCGGACCCGCGGUGGUACCGCAACUCCCCCGACUUCCAGGCCUACUACCGCUACUACAACAGCAUCGGACACGUGGAGGGGCUAUAUGAGAUCGACCGCAUCAGGAUGUUGUACCAGCAGAUGCGCAGCUUGGAGCACACGUACGGCCCCAACGCCUCCCUCUUCCAGAACCGCCUGGGCCUACCGUCCGCCAAGUGCGACCCAUCCAAGGACAAGAAGUGCAAAGCCCCGCCCCCGCCUCCGCCCCCGCCCAGCACGGCUCCGCCCCCUCCCCCGCUCUCUCAGGCGGACGUGGUCUACCUGUGCAACGUCAAAGACCCGCUGUGCAAGCCCCACAUCGUCUACCUCCCCACUGGUUCCGUGCCGGUGCUGUGUGACCCCCGCUAUCACCCCGCCUGCAAACCCAAAAAAUCUGAGGCUCCUGCGGGGCCUGCCCCCCCUCGGCUCCCCCCUCCUCCUCCCAAAAAAUCAGCCCCUGCCCCGCCUCCUCCCCCGCCCCCUCCCAAAAAAUCAGCCCCUGCCCCGCCCCCUCCUAAAAUAUCAGCCCCUGCCCCGCCUCCUCCCCCGGCCCCCAUACACACCUACAAAGGAAUGGAGUACGACUGCGACCCGUACUGGGACCCCGACUGCCUGAUCGAUCACCCCCCUCGACCAAUCAAAGGGAAGUCUGCUCCCCCACCCCCACCGCCCCUGCCUGAGACAGAGGAGGAGGAGGAGAAGGAAGAGGAAGUCGUGGAAGAACCAGCGCCUCCUCACAUCAAGAAAGGGAAAAAAUCGAGCCCUUAUCCCUACUACCACCACGAGCUCUACGACCCUUACCGCUUCUCGUACCCAGCACCAGACAGCCAGUAAAAGAGCAGCAGCCUGUCACUCAAGUAGAAUAUUUAAGGCAAUCUGACAGGUUUUCCUUUUUUUUUUUUUUUUUAAGUUCCAAAUGCUAACAGAACUGGGGAGAAAAGCUUAACUGGCCAUGACAGCUGCUCUGUUCCACUACACAUGAAGCUAAUGGCCAGAGCUGAAGUCUGCAGCCAGUGAAAAGCUCCAAGACGUCCGACAUUUCAUUUUUCUUCUAACCCUUUGGUUUGUUUUAGACCAUCUCUCUGGAGAUAUCUGUUAUAUAAUUGAUAUGUUAAGCAGAAAUUCAGUAUUUAUGUUCAGGUCAAGUAACCGACAAAAAGACGAGUAUUUUUAUCCCAUGAGUAAUUAACUACAGCGUCAAACUACUAUAGUGUCAGUGGUUUUUUUUGUUGUUGUUGCAAUACCUUAAUCAAUAUACAGUGACAAUAACUGUUUUAAUGACAAGAGAAGUUAUGCAAGUCAUGAUGAUAGUGAAAAUGAUAAAUGAAAAAUAAAAGUUUUUUGUGUAUGGUUUGGAAUCUUUUUUUUAUUUUUUAUCUGUGCCUUGGGGAAAGUAUGCAUGAGUACCUGUGUCCUCCAUUUUUAUUAUUCUUUCAUCACGCGUGUGUGAGAAGAGAGAGAGCGAAAGAAAGGCAGGAUGAGAGAGUGGAUAAAAAGCGAGGGAUAUGCAAAGGGACCGAGGGCCAGGCUGAGGGGUAACCUAUAAAUGUGUGAAAAG
Messenger RNA from Anguilla anguilla (European eel), 2247 nucleotides. Its product is annotated as arp2/3 complex-activating protein rickA-like. Lineage: Eukaryota; Metazoa; Chordata; Actinopteri; Anguilliformes; Anguillidae. The transcript has 5 exons. The coding region runs from base 492 to 1523 and encodes 343 amino acids. The record is from RefSeq and is a predicted model, not a curated record.